AAUACACCAAUUGUCUUAUUGCAAGUCAGUUUUUGUGUUUACUUUUACUCAUACAUAUGUGUAUGUGUUGUAUGUUGAAGUGAUGGGUCAGUGGUUAAAACAUUUAAUUUUCAGGUUUUAACUUCAUUUCGCUCCCAUUUUAGUUUAACUAAUUGAUUAGUGUCACUAGCCCUCAUGUAUACAUAUAGAAUGUGUUUCAAAGCCAAAUAAACUAAUCUGUAUACCUGGUGAAUAAGUUGAAAAACAUUUGUAUGAUUAGAAUGAAAGCCAAUUUCAAUUACUUUUUGUCAGUAGUUGCUUGAUUUGUUUAGUAAUUUUUACCAUUUAGAUUGAAAGUAAAACCUUUCCAUUAAAGUAGUAUAGUAUGGGAUGGGGGAGUGAAGUGAAUGAUUUAAUGAAUAGAUCAAUUGUUUUUUAACCAGUAUAUUUCAAACUUCAGUCUACUAAACUUUCAUAGCCGACUAGUAUCAAGUAUUGUCAUAAAAGUGAGUACCUUAAAGUCAAAUAUGCAAAUUUACGUUUUGAUUACUGAAAUGAAUUAGUUAAGUCAAAUAGGAUUCCGUUUGGUUAUUUGCACAAGCAUAUACAUGCUGCUUGUAUUUCUCCAGGAGACAAGCAUUUUAAAAUCAGUUUCAUCUUUGCUGAUGAACGUAUUAGGUUGCUUUUCUGAUUGUAGUAGAUUUCAAAGGCUACUAAUGUACUAUGGUUAAAUAGCCCUGCUUCUUAUGAUAAAUGAGUAAACAACUACUGAAUAGGGGAGUGUUUGUUUGACAAGGCAAAAAAAUCAGUGUAUUACGAGAUAAUUUGAUAGUAUAAGUCGUUACAAAGGUGAAUAUUAUUCUCAGCCCAUGCAACUAUAAGAUCAUUAGAAAAAAUCUUGGGAAUUACAAUUGUAUUCAAACCUUUCUACUGAAUUCAGUAGUUUACGUUGUUGGAUGAUGGAAGGUAGUCGACCGAGAACCCUGGCUCUAACUAUUUUACAUCUGAAAAUCAUGCCUGGGGCGUAGAUUCAAUUAGACUAGCAGCCACAUUGCAAAUUGACAGAUUUCUAUUGAUCAACAAUAAGGAAGGACCAGGCAAAUAUCACGUCGAUCACUUCUCAGCAAUCAGUCAAUUAUAAUUUACGUUACGAUUUGAGCUGAGAACUAUUUCCAAUUUAAACUGCUACCUAAUAUAAAAUGUGUUUAGUUUUUAGUUGAUAUUUUCCACUUAUAUAUGCCUUGCAAACACGUUAUUUUCUCCCACCUUAAUUAAAUUUAGAUAAUGGGGGUGCCUUUGCCAGCAGUUGCAGAGCGUAUGAACAAUCCGAAUAAUCCAGUCGUUUUCUUCGAUGUCACGAUUGGUGGACAGGAAAUCGGUCGAAUGCAAUUCGAAUUAUUUCAAGAUAUUGUCCCGAAAACUGUAGAGAAUUUCAGACAAUUCUGUACAGGUGAGUAUCGUAAAGAUGGUGUACCAACUGGUUACAAGGGAACAUCAUUUCAUAGAAUCAUUAAAGAUUUCAUGGUACAAGGCGGGGAUUUUAUCAAUGGUGAUGGAACUGGAUCGUUUAGUAUUUAUGGUGGUGUACAAUUUGCAGAUGAGAAUUUUGAAGUGAAACAUUGUACUUGUGGAAUGCUGUCUAUGGCGAAUAGUGGUCGUGAUACAAAUGGAUGUCAGUUCUUCAUUACUUGUGCCCCUUGUGACUUUCUCGAUGGGAAACAUGUGGUUUUCGGUCGAAUUGUUGAUGGAAUGUUAGUUUUAAAGAAAAUUGAAAAUGUACCAACUGGUGCUAAUAAUCGUCCAAAAGUUCCCGCGUUCACAGAAAUCGCCCCUAAAAUCUCUGCUUCUCGUGUGCUAAGCAGUACUCGUAUUUCUGAGUUAAAUGAUUCCAAUGUGAGUUAUUCAUCAAACGUAGGCAAACUAUCACGGCAUCGAUUACGUGUUAUGCUGGAUGAUGAUGAUGUUAGCGAUAAAGAAAAUGAUUAUACAGAUAUUGAUACGUCCACACAUUUACCGUCCUCUAUCCCUCCAAUUGAAUCAACCAGAAUCCCACGAGGUGAAGAAUCUUCGUCAUCAGAUGAUGAUGACGAAAGACGUUUAAAUUAUGAAUCAUCAGAACAGGAAUCUAAUAGUGGUGUUACUGGAGAUGAGGCAGAAUCUAUUGUCAAUGAUGAUUCUAAUGAUUCACGUGCGAGAAAAAACCGUCGUCGUGAAAAUGACUUAAAACGCGACCCCAAACGACGUGCUUACUCACCAAAUGAAAUUUUUGAAGGACACAGUACUAAUAACCAACAUGAAAUGCCGUAUGGCGCAGAUGAUGAUGCGGUGGACAUUGAUGUAUUGGAGAAAUUACGUAAGAUUUCCAAAGGAGCAGCGAAACGUGUUGUCAAGAAUCCUCGUCCCAAACUUGACCCUCAAAGAUUAUUGAGUAACAAAGGUUUGCCAGCUCUGUUGGAAGAUUUCAAAAAAGUUAAAUUUCGAGGUAAAGGCUAUGAGUUUCAAGAUUUGAAUAAACUAUUAUUUGUUUAUGAAGCAUGGAGUCAUCGUUUGGUACCUAGGAUGAGUUUUUCUGAAGUUAUAGAUCGUUUGGAAAAUGUUGGAAGUAAACGUGAAAUACGUGUUGCUUUACAUCGACUUCGUAACGGUAUUUGGCCACCAUAUACAAGUGAAGAACAAACAGUACCAUCUGAUAAUGAAAGCACAUCGGAACAAGAAGAUCCGGAAGUAGUGUGGAAACGGGCUUUAGAAUCUGUUCCUGAGGAUACAAUCAAUUCUGCAAAAUCUCCAUCUACAUUAAAUGAUAUUUACAGAAAAGAAUGGAAUCAUAAAAAUGAAACUGAAGAUUUAAAUGGCAGCUUCAACAUACAAUCACCACAAGUGCAACCAUCUACUUCAUUUGACUUUGAGUCAAGAGCUGAAAGAAAUAAACGUCUAGCAUUAGAACGACUUGCAGCUCGAAAAGCUUCUUGUUCUGGAACAAUUAAUAAUGGAAAACCACAAUUGUCUACAAAUCAUAUAUUAAAGAAUGCCUUGAAAGCUGCAGUUAGUACUAUCCCUCCGUUGAGCAAAGCCGAUACCACUAAAUCAUUUCCAGACUCUCCUGUAAAUAAUAAAUUUGAUACUAAUGUCUCUAUCGAUAUACCCUGUUCAGAAAAUGCUGAUACUGUUUUUAAUAAUGCUUCUACCUUUACUAUAACACAUGACAAUCAUGAAACUCCUACUUUUUUGGAAGAAACUCCAGCCAGUCCUGACAAAUCACCAUCAGUUUUACAUGAAGUAGCGUCACCAAAUCAUGAAGACGAAUCAGAUCUUAUUAUUGAUCUAGACUAGAUUUUUUUUACUUUAUUCAAUGUCUCGUUCCAAUAACUGGUUCAUUACUUUAUUUUUGUAUAAAUAUUUCUUUCUGUAUACUGUUUUAAUAAAAUGUCAAGUUUAUGUAAUUCGUGGGAAAAAGUACUUAAACGAAGGUUGUUAUUAGGUUUCUGUGGCAGGUUACAGUUUCUUCUUGUUAAUUCGGUACCAUACUUCGUUUAAGAAAAAGAAUAUGACUAUAAAUCACUGGUCUACAUUUAUUGUGAAGUUUCGAGUAAACUCCCACUCGAUUACUGUCUCAUACAAUUAACUUUUCUGCUACGAGUUCUUAUAUCCUCGACUUACCGUUAAAUACUUUGGGUGUUUGUAUCUUUUAUGUAGUCCAGGAGUUGCUCAUUUGCAUUGUAGAUGUAAUAAAUUGGUAAGCUAGACAAACAGGCAAAUCAUCUUGGAAUCACCGAGUGUGGUCCCAUAUUUCGCAAAGUUUUACUAAACUUGGGAGAAUCUCGGUCUAAGCAGUCAAAAUGAAACAAUCAUCCUAAUCUAAGUCGGGGGCUUCUCAGCAUACGGCAUCAACAUUUAUAAUAGUAGUGAUCAAAUUUACUUGUAGGCAAUGCGAUAUUUGUUAAAUCUCCAAAGUAUAGUUCAUCCCACACAAGAUAUGCGAAGUUCUAAAAGACGUGCGCACGGAGAUCUGACAUAACAUUUGUUUCCGGUAAGCAAGAGAACAUUUCUUCCUCAAAAUUUGGAUAAAUCAAGCAUCAUAUAUAUGGUUAGUAAGUUAAAUCAAAUUUAGUAUCAACAAACACUAGUGGUAUUGUGCGAGAAAAUCUUAGACAAUUAUGAGGAUAUUACGCAGUAACGAAGACACUGUUUAAGUAUUAGAAAUGUAGUUAGGAAGUGACAAUUGCUUCAUAAGUCAAACAGUUCCACAUGAUUUCGAGGAUUAUAACCGAUAUGUUGUGUAGAAGAUUAGGAAAAUAUUGUUAGAUAAUGAAUCUCUUAAAAUACAGUGUGAGAUACGCUGUACUACACAUCCCUUUCAACAACUAGCCAGUUUAGGCCAUAUACUUUUCAACAUAUACGCUAUCAUCCAAAUAUAUUUUCGAAUCAAUCCAUUCCUGACUUCUAAAUUGGCUGGUUUUUACAUCCUCGAUUACAUCGGUGUUACGGACAACAGUGUUGUCAGGCUCUGAAUAUUGGUGACACCUUUAAGUCGAAAGUGUUAUAUCCUAGCACAGACAUAAGUACGGGUAACUCCCAGGACCUAUUAAUGGGCGAUUAUUCUAUAUAUAUACUUAUUAUAUAAUUAUUCAGUAACUA
This is a messenger RNA of Schistosoma rodhaini, 4614 nucleotides long. The record is from the annotation of a GenBank genome assembly. NCBI's taxonomy places the organism in Eukaryota, Metazoa, Platyhelminthes, Trematoda, Strigeidida, Schistosomatidae.